This is a messenger RNA of Caenorhabditis briggsae, 612 nucleotides long. Bases 1 to 612 code for a protein of 203 amino acids. The record is from RefSeq and is a predicted model, not a curated record. The transcript has 3 exons. NCBI's taxonomy places the organism in Eukaryota, Metazoa, Nematoda, Chromadorea, Rhabditida, Rhabditidae.
AUGAAAGAAUUCGUCUAUCUAUUCGCCAUGAUAGUCACGCUGAUAAUCGUCACCCUCUCUUGCUCCAAGAAGAAGCCUCCAGAAUCUUCUAAACCUGUGGAACCGGCUCCUUUGAGCUCUCCAAUACCCAAACCUUCGCAAGCAGGACCAAUGAGGACUAGAAGUCGUCGGAGAAGAGGAAGAUACCCUCUGACUGAAAUGGAAGACGUCUUCCAGAAUGAAGAAGAUGUGAAAAAAGAGGAGAAGAAGGAGAUGGGGGAUGAGAAUGAGGGAUGGAUCAGGGAAGAGGAUUAUUUGGCGAGGAUGAAAAAGGAAGGAAAGAAGAGGGUGGAACCAGAGGACCAUAGGAUAAUUGAGAAGUUUGAUGGAGAGGGGAAGAAGUCGGGGAGAUCUAGAAAAUCAAAAAAAUCAAAAAAAUCAAAAAAAUCGGAGAAGAAGGUGAAGCUGAUCCCUAUGCCACCAAUGGCCAAAGAACAAUUAAUAACAAAUGGCCCGAAAACUGAUAACGAUUAUCCACUUCCUGACAUUAAGAGUGAUUGGGGGUCGGAGGAUGAGAAGAAAAUGGAAGCCGAGGAGGAGAAGAAGGAUGGCGACUCUUCAGGAGAUUUCUGA